AUGGUUGACGGCAACACACUUCUUGCUGUGCUUUGUGUUACAAUGGUGAUGUCUCUUGCUGAUCGAGAUGUAUGUCAUGAUGUGACUGUAGUAGGCGGUGGUAUUGGCGGGACAUACGCGGCCUGGAAACUCAGACAUCAUGAAUUAAAUAUCGGUUUAUACGAGUUCUCGGACCGACUUGGAGGCCGCUUCUACACGUAUCGCUUUCCUGAGGCACCGGACAUUCCAAUCGAGCUUGGUGCUAUGAGAUAUUUGACUCAGAAGACCAAUUUUAGUGGAGACCUUUCAUCUUUACAAAAGGAGCUGCCCUUUAUUGUAUCAGAUGACAAUGCUUCGUUGUCAGACCAAACAAUCAGUGAAUUCUUCUCAAAGUAUUUAAGUGAUGAAGCUAUUGAAAUGGUUACCAACAUUUUGAAAUUUAACUCCCAUAACCCAACGGCGGCACAUGUUCUACAUUUUAUGCCAGAAAAUUUUAAUGUCGACGUGUAUAUGACAAUAUCAGAAGGUAUUCAACAACUUCCGGAACACUUGGUAAAGCAGUUUAUUGGAGCCAGCAGAAAUCAUAGUGUACACACAAACCAUCAACUGAUUAGUAUCACCCGGAACUCUGUUGAUGGCUACACCCUAGGAUUCAUGCAGACUGUAACGAGUGACGGAAAAACAAGUCCGACCAGCCAAUUUAUCAGUGUCUGUAGUCAUCGAGUUAUAUUGACUGUUCCGCCACCAGCUUUGCUUCAGAUUAACUUGGAAACGUUACAACAGCGACAUAUUCUUUCAACUUUAAAAACUUUGAACUACCAUGUUGGUGUUAAAGUGUUCUUGCUGUAUGACUACCCUUGGUGGAGAGACCAUCUAAUCAAAUCAGACAUUGAUAGCUUGAAUUCAUACGACAGUCUUCAUAAAUGCCCCAAGCUCAAAAAUCAAUAUUCUAAUUACUAUGAUAUUCUACAUUCUGGUUAUACUGAUAACAGGUACGAUGAACAUAUACGCCCAACUUUGAUAUCAGAUCUCCCAAUUGAUAUGACCUUAGAUUUUGGUAUUUCUAACAGGACAGGCCGAGCUGUUUUGUUGGCAGCGUAUUCAGUGCAUGACUUGUGGAGUGAGUUACAGAAAAAUGGCGAAAAACUCAAUCUUGGACAUCACAGCGUGUCAACAGAGGUUGUCAGACACGCCCACAUGUACCUGGCAAAGCUUUACAACAUUAACAUGACAGUAAUCCCGACACCGACUGCUGGAGUGAUAUCACACUGGGAUCAGUAUCCAUAUAAGGAGGCAUUCAGUACAUCGAAAACUGGAGUCGAUAAGGAAACAGUUUGGAGAACAAUUCACAAACCAUCAGCUGUGGAUAAUAUCUUCAUCGCGUCUGGCUCCUACUCGAAGCGUACGUCUGAUGCCUGGUCCGAAUACUGUUUGGAGGCUGUCGAAGGAAUAAUUUCCACGUAUUUUGGAAACAAUUAA
Ylistrum balloti is the source of this 1458-nucleotide messenger RNA. RefSeq names its product aplysianin-A-like. Lineage: Eukaryota; Metazoa; Mollusca; Bivalvia; Pectinida; Pectinidae. Bases 1 to 1458 code for a protein of 485 amino acids. The record is from RefSeq and is a predicted model, not a curated record. The transcript is spliced from 5 exons. Gene Ontology annotation, molecular function: oxidoreductase activity.